AUGGGAGAGAGACGGGACUAUCGUGGAUCCUCUGGGGAGCCUCAGCAACAUCAUGAUGCUGACGAGGCAGAGAAGAGUCUCUCCAGAUCAGAACUCCUCAAGAAACACCAGCGAGUUCACACAGGAGAGAAAUCUCACUGCUGCUCUGACUGUGGGAAAAGAUUCAACUCUUCACUAGGCCUUAAAAUACAUCAAAGAAUUCACUCUGGAGAGAAAUCUUAUGGCUGUGAUCAAUGUGGGAAGAGUUUUACUGACUCUAGCAGUCUGACUCAACACAGGAGAAUACACACAGGAGAGAAACCUUAUAGCUGUGGUCAAUGUGGGAAGAGUUUUGUUACAUCUAGCCAGCUCACAUUACACCAGAGAACACACACAGGAGAGAAAACGUAUAGCUGUUGUCAAUGUGGGAAGAGUUUUACUAACUCUAGCAGUCUGACUCUACACCGGAGAACACACACAGGAGAAAAACCUUAUAGCUGUGGUCAAUGUGGGAAGAGUUUUGUUCAAUCUGGCCAUCUGACUCAACACCAGAGAAUACACACAGGAGAGAAAUCUUAUAGCUGUGAUCAAUGUGGAAAGAGUUUUGCUGCAUCUAACGAUCUGACAAGACACCAGCGAGUACACACAGGAGAGAAACCAUUCCACUGUUCAGAUUGUGGAAAAAGAUUCUCAACUUCACAGAAUAUGAAGAAGCACCAGAAAACACACACAGGAGAGAAACCUUAUAGCUGUGAUCAAUGUGGGAAGAGAUACUUUGAUAAAAGUUAUCUGAUCAAACAUCAGAAAAUACAUACAGGAGAGAAAGCUCACCACUGUUUUGAUUGUGGGAAGAGUUACUCAAGAGCAGAUGCACUGAAAGUACACUUGAGAAUUCACACAGGAGAGAAACCUUUUGGCUGUGAUCAAUGUGGGAAGAAAUUUACUGCAUCAAACUCCUUGAUAGUGCACCAGAGAAUACACACAGGAGAGAAAUCUUAUAGCUGUUAUCAAUGUGGGAAGAGUUGUACUACAUCUAGCCAUCUAAUUGUACACCAGAGAACACACACAGGAGAGAAAGCUUUUAGCUGUGAUCAAUGUGGGAAGAGUUUUGGUACAUCUAGCCAUCUAAUUGUACACCGUAGAACACACACAGGAGAGAAAUCUUAUUGCAUUGGUCAAUGUGGGAAGAGUUUUGGUCAAUCUGGCAAUCUGACAGUGCACCAAAGAAGACACACAGGAGGGAAAUCUUAUUGCAGUGGUCAAUGUGGGAAGAGUUUUGGUCAAUCUGGCCAUCUGACAGUGCACCAGAGAACACACACAGGAGAGAAAUCUUAUAGCUGUACUCAAUGUGGGAAGAGUUUUAGUACAUCUGGCUAUCUGACUGUACACCAGAGAACACACACAGAUGGACAAACUUUGUAGCUGUGAUCAAUGUGACAAGAGAUUCUCUGAUCAAACAUCAGAAAAUACAUACAUGAAGGAAUUGUUUCAUGAUAUCAAUGAAAUAACCCACUUAGCAAAAUGUAACUGAAAAGAUGUUGAAAAUAAGACUAAAUAAGACCAAUAUACAUUCGGUUGAAAGUGAAAAUUGAGAUGUUUUUCUGGUCGUUUUUUUUAAAUGGCUUGAAAACAACUUAAUUUCAACUUACUUGCAGCCUAUACACAUGGACCCAGUAUAAUAAAUCGGUCUAUAAUCCAUUUUAUUAACAAUCCUACAUCACUCCAGCAUUUCUUUACAACAUCCAAGUGCUAAUUGUCUUUAUUCCACUACUGAAGAAGCAGGUCUCAAAUCACCUCAUAUUUCAAACAUCCAGCCUGACAAAAAAUACAUGUUUUAUUAUUCCAUGCCUCACCAUUAAGUUAAUUAUUGACAAUACAUAU
Salmo salar (Atlantic salmon) is the source of this 1860-nucleotide messenger RNA. RefSeq lists its product as uncharacterized. Gene Ontology annotation, molecular function: DNA-binding transcription factor activity, RNA polymerase II-specific; RNA polymerase II cis-regulatory region sequence-specific DNA binding. Gene Ontology annotation, cellular component: transcription regulator complex; chromatin; PcG protein complex. Gene Ontology annotation, biological process: regulation of transcription by RNA polymerase II. NCBI's taxonomy places the organism in Eukaryota, Metazoa, Chordata, Actinopteri, Salmoniformes, Salmonidae. The record is from RefSeq and is a predicted model, not a curated record.